UCAUUUUCAUCAAGGUUCUGUAUACGACAAGGACCCCUGGUCGUCUACUAUCCCGGUUCUCCAGAUUACUUCCAUUUCUUUGGCACAGCCCACCCCCUUCUCCCGCCCCCCUUCCCAUGCCUCAUCCUUUCUACAAGACAGAGUUUUAUGCAUAGGGAAAUUGGUUUCCUCCAACUCUUGGCUCAGUAGGCCCAGUACUAGGUCCACUUCAAUAUCCUCUUCUAGCCCUGUGCUCCUACCAACCCAACCCAUACACACGCAAAUACUACUUUUCAGGAUGACCAUAGUUUAGCUGUUCUGGGGACUUCUGUGGAUUAGCUUCUCACUCUUUCUCUUCCAGUUUAAUUCUGAAAAGUUAAACUCCCUGUGCCUCCCAAACUUUUUGUUGUCUUCAUUUUCUGUAUUUAGUUUUACAGUCCCGACAAUGAUCACAAAUGAAUAGAUUUGUGUGCCUGGCAUCCAGGAAUCCUGGUUUCAUGGCAGUUUCCCCUGAUUUUAUUCAAGACUUUAAGCCGCUCCCUGUCCAUCUCUAUUUCCAUUUCACAGUCUGAAAAAACAUAUUAAUAAGACUUUGGGGGGAUGAGGGGUCAUACAGUUUAUUAGCAUUUUCACCUAUGAAUGUAGGAAUUAAUGUCCCCUCUAGCUAGUAAAGUGGUCUCAUGUCUCUUGAGUCCAGUGAACUAAGCCCAGAGAUCUAGACAACUGUGCUGUGCUGCCUCUAAUCCUUACCCACUUUUUUUCUUCACAUCCUGAUAAUGAGGAAUCAUGGGUCUUGAGUCAGAGCACCAGCCUUGGGGACCCUGGACCACUAUCAUGGAGACUGAGAGUGAGCAGAACUCCAACUCCACCAAUGGGAGUUCCAGCUCUGGGGGCAGCUCUCGGCCCCAGAUAGCUCAAAUGUCACUGUAUGAACGACAAGCAGUGCAGGCUCUGCAGGCACUGCAGCGUCAGCCCAAUGCGGCUCAGUAUUUCCACCAGUUCAUGCUUCAGCAGCAGCUCAGCAAUGCCCAGCUGCAUAGCCUGGCUGCCGUCCAGCAGGCCACAAUUGCUGCCAGUCGGCAGGCCAGCUCUCCAAACACCAGCACCGCACAGCAGCAGACUACCACCACCCAGGCCUCAAUCAAUCUGGCCACCACGUCGGCCGCCCAGCUCAUCAGCCGAUCCCAGAGUGUGAGCUCUCCCAGUGCAACCACUUUGACCCAAUCUGUGCUACUGGGGAACACCACCUCCCCACCCCUCAACCAGUCCCAGGCCCAGAUGUAUCUACGGCCACAGCUGGGAAACCUAUUGCAGGUAAACCGGACCCUGGGCCGGAAUGUGCCUCUAGCCUCCCAGCUCAUCCUGAUGCCUAACGGGGCGGUGGCUGCAGUCCAGCAGGAGGUGCCAUCUGCUCCGUCUCCGGGAGUUCAUACAGAUGCAGAUCAGGUGCAGAACUUAGCAGUGAGGAACCAACAGGCCUCAGCCCAAGGACCCCAAAUGCAAGGCUCUACUCAGAAGGCCAUUCCUCCUGGAGCCUCCCCUGUCUCCAGCCUCUCCCAGGCCUCUAGCCAGGCCCUAGCUGUGGCUCAGGCUUCCUCUGGGGCCUCAGGCCAGUCCCUCAACCUUAGUCAAGCUGGCGGAGGCAGUGGUAAUAGCAUCCCAGGGUCCAUGGGUCCAGGUGGAGGUGGCCAGGCACCUGGGGGCUUGGGUCCGUUGCCUUCCUCAGGAAUGGGUGGUGGUGGGAGCUGUCCCAGGAAGGGCACAGGAGUGGUGCAGCCCUUGCCUGCAGCCCAAACAGUGACUGUGAGUCAGGGCAGCCAGACGGAAGCAGAAAGUGCAGCGGCCAAGAAGGGAGAAGCAGAUGGGACUGGUCAGCAGAACGUGGGCAUGAACCUGACACGGACAGCUACACCUGCUCCCAGCCAGACCCUUAUUAGCUCAGCCACCUACACACAGAUCCAGCCCCAUUCCCUGAUUCAGCAGCAGCAGCAAAUCCACCUCCAGCAGAAGCAGGUGGUAAUCCAGCAGCAGAUUGCCAUCCACCAUCAGCAGCAGUUCCAGCACCGUCAGUCCCAGCUGCUCCACACAGCCACACACCUCCAGCUGGCCCAGCAGCAGCAGCAGCAGCAGCAGCAGCAGCAGCAGCAGCAGCAGCAGCAAGCCACAACUCUCACUGCCCCUCAGCCACCACAAGUCCCACCUACUCAGCAGGUCCCACCUUCCCAGUCCCAGCAGCAAGCCCAAACCCUGGUUGUUCAACCCAUGCUUCAGUCUUCACCCAUGUCCCUCCCACCUGACCCAGCCCCCAAGCCACCCAUCCCCAUCCAGUCCAAACCACCUGUAGCACCUAUCAAGCCUCCUCAGUUAGGGGCUGCUAAGAUGUCAGCGACCCAGCAACCGCCACCCCAUAUCCCUGUGCAAGUUGUGGGCACCCGACAGCCAGGUGCAGCUCAGGCACAGGCUUUGGGCCUGGCACAGCUGGCAGCUGCUGUACCUACUUCCCGGGGAGUGCCAGGUGCCGUGCAGCCUGGUCAGGCCCAUUUGGCCUCCUCGCCACCUUCAUCCCAGGCUCCUGGUGCACUGCAGGAGUGCCCUGCCACAUUGGCCUCUGGGAUGACCCUUGCUCCUGUGCAGGGGACAGCACAUGUGGUAAAGGGUGGGGCUACCACCUCCUCACCUGUUGUAGCCCAGGUCCCUGCUGCUUUCUACAUGCAGUCUGUGCACCUGCCGGGCAAACCGCAGACAUUGGCUGUCAAACGCAAGGCUGAGUCUGAGGAGGAGAGAGAUGAUGUUUCCACAUUGGGUUCAAUGCUUCCUGCCAAGGUGUCUCCAGUAGCAGAGAGCCCAAAGGCCAUCGAGGAGAAGAGCGGUCUUGGAGAGAAAGCUGAACCAGUGACCAGUGUGAAUGCUAAUACCCCAAGCAGUGAGCUAGUAGCCUUGGCUCCUGCGCCCUCAGCACCACCUCCUACGCUAGCCAUGGUGUCCAGGCAAAUGGGUGACUCAAAACCCCCACAGGCCAUUGUGAAGCCUCAGAUUCUCACCCACAUCAUUGAAGGCUUCGUUAUCCAGGAAGGAGCAGAACCUUUCCCGGUGGGUUGUUCUCAGUUGCUGAAAGAGUCUGAGAAGCCACUACAGACUGGCCUCCCGACAGGGCUGAAUGAGAAUCAGUCAGGUGGCCCCUUGGGAGGGGACAGCCCAUCUGCUGAUAAGAAGGCGAAUCUCCUGAAGUGCGAGUACUGUGGGAAGUAUGCCCCUGCAGAGCAGUUCCGUGGCUCCAAGAGAUUCUGCUCCAUGACCUGCGCUAAGAGGUAUAACGUGAGCUGUAGCCACCAGUUCCGGCUGAAGAGGAAAAAAAUGAAAGAGUUUCAAGAAGCCAACUAUGCUCGUGUUCGUCGGCGUGGACCCCGCCGCAGCUCCUCUGACAUCGCUCGUGCCAAGAUCCAGGGCAAGCGCCACCGGGGUCAAGAGGACUCUAGCCGGGGUUCAGAUAAUUCCAGUUACGAUGAAGCACUCUCUCCAACAUCUCCUGGGCCUUUAUCAGUGAGAGCUGGGCAUGGAGAACGUGACCUGGGGAACCCCAAUACAGCUCCGCCUACACCAGAAUUACAUGGCAUCAACCCUGUGUUCCUGUCCAGUAAUCCUAGCCGUUGGAGUGUAGAGGAGGUGUAUGAGUUUAUUGCGUCUCUACAAGGCUGCCAAGAGAUUGCAGAGGAGUUUCGUUCCCAGGAGAUUGAUGGACAGGCCCUUUUAUUACUUAAAGAGGAACAUCUUAUGAGUGCCAUGAACAUCAAGCUGGGCCCUGCCCUCAAGAUCUGCGCCAAGAUAAAUGUCCUCAAGGAGACCUAAGGUGGCCCUCUUGCACAAACCAGCCUAAGGCAGACACUCCCCACUGUCCAGGUUAUAACCUGGUACCAGCAGAGACUUUACAGGGAAGAAAAGAGCUGUUCCAAUUACGUAAAUCUUCUGUAGAGGGGAUUACUGAGACGGAAGAAAAAUGCAAGAAUUGGUUGCUGGUGCUACAUGGCGGCAGCUUUGACAUUUUCUCUGGGUUCUACUUUAUUUUUUAAAAUCUUUACCAUUCUCACUACCCUAAUCCAAUCUUUAUAAAAGAGACAGUCUAGAGAACUAGGACUGCUCAGCCUUAUCCUGGAGUGGAGUGUCUAGCCAGGGUCUCAGUUCUCCAGGAGGAGGAAUAUACAGUAUGGUAAGGCAAGGAAAUGGGUGGAAUGUAGCUGUGCCUCCGCAAUGGGAGAGGGAGGGAGGGUUUUUCUAGCUUGUGUGACACAAGUAGCAAAAUCUGGUACUCCCUCUCUUCCCCCUGGAUUGUCAGACUGUAGCUGUGGCCCAGUUUUCUUUGUCGUCACUCGCUCCCUUAGUGUUGAACAUUUUCUCCUGCAUCCAUGGCAGGGUCACCAGCCAGUGUAGCGACUUGGUUGGCAUCAUUCUCAUUUGCUGCAGGGACUAAAAGUGUUUGGCACACGUGUGGCUGUUGUCAUUCUUUCUGCAUUCCCCUGCUCCCUUCCAAUUUAUCUGUUGUCUUCUACCCUACCUUUCUUUUCAAUUCCAACUCUGCUCUGUCCUAUAGCUUUAUAAAACAGGAGUACGUGGGGCUGAGGUCAGGAGUAUAAGUCCCUGCCUUAGGCGCUAUUCCUUAUACGACAAAAAUAUUAAAUAUUUUUUUCCUCCUCAGUAAAAGGAUGAAAAUUGG
Diceros bicornis minor is the source of this 4687-nucleotide messenger RNA. It is a transcript of the gene PHC1, whose product is annotated as polyhomeotic homolog 1. The coding region runs from base 766 to 3825 and encodes 1019 amino acids. The record is from RefSeq and is a predicted model, not a curated record. Gene Ontology annotation, cellular component: nucleus; PRC1 complex. Lineage: Eukaryota; Metazoa; Chordata; Mammalia; Perissodactyla; Rhinocerotidae. The transcript is spliced from 15 exons. Gene Ontology annotation, molecular function: zinc ion binding; protein binding.